ACUGGGAGCGGGAUAGAAGGUUCUGUGAAGGCUAGGAUGCGGGAGGCUCAGCUGAGGGGCUGCUCUGCUCCUAGGAGGUCCCUUUUACAAGGUUUUGGGUACUGAGUGUUACCACAAGAUAGGCUUGUUUCUGCUGCCUUAGUCCUCUGCCCAGGGAAAGGUUUUCUCAAGUGUUCUGAGGGUUGUCAGAACUGCUGAAUGUCCCUGUGUCCUCAUCCACCCUCAGCUUAGGCUGGUCCUUUUCAGCUGCUUCAUAAGCUUCUCCUGGAAAACGAACUGCUUCAUCACUGUUGCCCUGUUUGUGGAAGUGUGAACUGCUCUAAGGCUAGCAAAGGCUAGCCAUCUUAAGAGUUCCUGGAGGAACCUGGAAUCUUGAAAUCAAAUGCUGAUGUACAAAUGCUAAGAGGCACGGGGAAUCUCCUAUAUGGAAGCCUCAUCAGGAAACUAGAGUAAGUUUCAGACAGUGCUGUGUUUUGUCGGUUUCUGGUUUUAGUAAAGCUCCUCUGCAGUGUAAUUACAACCAUUCAAACUAGGAUAAAUAUAUGUAUCUCCAUGUAUUUGGAAGCUGUUCUAGCUACAGAUAAAUUACCAGAACUUGGAAAGUCUUCUCAAACUGCAGCUUCAUCCUCCAAGACUUCUGUCUUGUGCCUUCUGUGCUGUGGCUACAUUGCCUGCUGGUAUCACUGAUGGGGGACUACUGUAGGGGAGAGGUGAAUAUGUCACAGGGCAGCAUGUUUAAUACCUGGAAGCCGAUGUGGGUCGUGCUCUUAGAAGAUGGAAUUGAAUUCUACAAGCGGAAGGCUGACAACAGCCCCAAAGGAAUGGUCCCUCUAAAAGGAAGCUCUAUUAACAGCCCAUGCCAAGAUUUUGGCAAAAGAAUGUUUGUCUUCAAGCUCACUGCAGCCAAGCAGCAGGACCACUUUUUUCAAGCUGCCUACCUGGAGGAAAGAGAUGCCUGGGUGCGGGAUAUCAAGAAAGCAAUUCAGUGCAUAGAUGGAGGCCAAAGGUUUGCCAGAAAAUCCACGAGAAAGUCUAUCAGACUGCCCGAAACAAUCAACCUGAGUGCUUUGUACCUCUCAAUGAAAGAUCCUGAAAAGGGAAUAAAGGAGCUGAAGCUGGAAAAAGAUAAAAAAGUGUUCAAUCACUGCUUUACAGGCACCUCUGUGAUUGACUGGCUGGUGUCUAGCAACUCCAUCCGAAAUCGCAAAGAAGGUCUCAUGCUUGCCUCUUCCCUCUUGAGUGAAGGCUACCUACAUCCUGCAGGUGAUACAUCCAAGGCUGCUGCUGAGGGACUGUCAGACACCCCCUUCUUAGAUCUCAGCGAUGCCUACUAUUACUUUCCAGACAGUGGGUUUUUCUGCGAGGGAAAUUCUAGUGAUGAUGAUGUGGUCCUGAAAGAAGAAUUCAGAGGCAUAGUAGUCAAACAAGGAUGUUUGCUGAAACAGGGACAUCGGAGGAAGAACUGGAAAGUGAGAAAGUUUGUUUUAAGAGAGGACCCUGCAUAUCUUCACUACUAUGAUCCUGCUGGAGGAGAAGAACCACUAGGAGCAAUUCACUUGAGAGGCUGUGUGGUGACAGCAGUAGAAGAUAUGCCAGACUCCAAGAAAUAUGAUGUUGACAACAUCCUCUUUGAAAUCAUCACAGCAAAUGAAAUCCACUAUUACUUGCAAGCAGCGUCAUCCGCAGAGCGUACAGAGUGGAUCAAAGCAAUCCAGGCAGUUGCUAGGAUUGGAAAAUGAAGAUGAUCUGCCAGCAAGAAGACAGACAACUGAAAUCAGUUACAGAAAACAAAACAGGAAUUUUAUAAUUUCACCGAAAGAAAGCAGUAUCAUCCAGAAAGGCAUCCUAAGGCUUGUGGGUUGGGGAUUGAGGGUUGAUAGUAAGUUUCAGUUCUAUAGUCGGCACUAAAAAACUAACAUUUUUCUACUUGUAUUAUUGUAAUAUUUUACUAAAUUACAGUAUAGAACAUGCCAUAUUAGUGCAUGCUGCUUAGAGUAAUCAAUCUACUUUGCAAAGGUUGUACAUUAUACCUUUCUCAUCUUAUAUUUUUGUCUGACUGUAUGUAUCAAACUUCUAAGUCUUAAACUUGAAGUAGGAAUUGAAGAUCAAGAUAAUGUCAGAUUCUGCAUGUAAACUGUUCUUGAUGCAGACUGAUGUUUCUGAGUGCAAGAAAACUUCAAAACUUUUAAAACUCUGUUCAUAGAUCUAAUAAGAUACCUUACCCUUAAGAAUUCUUAUUCAGAUUUCUUCAGUCUAAAAAUAAAUCUGGAGCUAAAGCAUCUCUUCAAUCCUGCUUAAUUGUACCUGUAUCUGAGCUAAUGAACCUGAAGGUCUUUUGCCUUAGUAUUGUAUAUCACAAAGAAAACAGCCUUGCAGGGGCAACAGGCUGGCAGAUACUGCAUCAUCAUGUCCAUUUAAGACAUCCGGAGGAAAUUGGCUUCUGGCAGGCAUUUCCAGUAUCUCAUGCAAGCUGACAGGAUCAUUAAAGCCUGGUCUGUCAUUCUGAGGAAGGAAGACUUGUGGCAAAAAGAUACCCUGUUUGCUCAGCCUGCUUUCUUGAUAAUUGCUUUGUAGUUGCUGCUUAUUUUUGCUUUCAGAGCCUACUAACCCAAAAAUACCGUAUGGCAGAGGAAAAUAGAACCCCCACCCCCCCACCCCCGACAACAGAAACUUGCUCAGCUUAGCAAAGGAGGGAUGCAGCUACCAAUUUUUAAUAAAACUAAAAAGUUUUACCCGUC
Molecule: messenger RNA, 2738 nt
Organism: Phalacrocorax carbo (great cormorant)
Lineage: Eukaryota; Metazoa; Chordata; Aves; Suliformes; Phalacrocoracidae
Source: RefSeq, a predicted model, not a curated record